GUCGCGUGAUCUAAUAUGGCGACACAGGAAUAAUUUUGCAAUGUUUAUAUUAGUAAUUUGACAACAAAUUAGCUAAACGAGAUGUAAAAAUAUUGACAAUGGGUGGAAAAGAUUCAAAAUUAUCAUAUAUUUCUCAAGAGGAUGCUUUGCGUCGAGUGACUGACGCCGAGUUGAAGAGGUUGAAGGAUGCCUUCAAGCGGGUGUCCACCAUUGGGGGUUUCAUGACAGAGACUGUCUUCAUGCGAGAAGUACUAUGGGACACUGUGCCACCCAAAAUUGCCCAGAUGCUGUUCAAGGCGUUUGGAGGCUCACCGAAGGGCCUGACCUUCAAAGAACUGCUGGCUGGCAUGGUUGUCCUCACCAAGGGCUCCAAGGAAGAGAAAAUCAAACUGAUAUUUGGAAUGUAUGGAGAUGACACGUUUUCCAUGAUACACAAGGACGAGAUGGACCGAAAGAUUGUCACCACUGAAGAGCAAGUGCCGGCAGCACUCUCUGAACUAUUUGCUGAGACUGACCAAGUGAGCUAUGAGCACUUCCGUGGCUGGGUCUACCUUCACCCAGAUGCUACUACGCUAACAAAGUGGCUACUCACCGAGCCAAUAGCCUUCUCGUUGUCAUGUGAUAUGGAAACACCCACCUUCUACCAGACACUUGCCGGGGUCACACAUUUGGAGGAGACUGACAUUAGUGAACUGGAAAAGAAAUAUUGGAAUUUAAAGGCCCAGUCCAAAUCAGGGAAGUUCGACCAGGAAACAUUUAAAUCGUUUGUUUGUCCAACCAUCCCGGAGUCUUUGUGUGAAGCCUUGUUUCAAGCUUUUGAUGAGAACCGUGACAACCAUAUUGACUUCAAGGAGAUCGCCUGUGGGGUGUCUGCAUGUUGUAGAGGACCCACAAUGGAGAGGCAGAAAUUCUGUUUCAAGGUGUUUGACACGAACCAUGACGGGAAGCUGGGGGAAGGAGAGUUGAGGGAAAUGUUGGAUGCCCUUGUCGCCAUACGCAUCGACAACAAGCCCGUAGAAGAACUGGAGACUGAUGCCUUUAUGAAAAUGGACCCAUCUACUGUAGCCAAGGACAUCAUAGAUGGCUUCGAUAGUGAUAGGGAUGGGAGUAUAACCAUGGAGGAGUACCUUGUGUGGACGGUUAACAAUGCUCUCUGUGAUGACUUCCUAGACCUUCUUAGUCAGAUCUGCCAUGUUGUGUUGGGCCUGAAACCCGAGGACCCAGAGGAAGAGGGUAAAAUCAUACUGGAUUGGUUGAGUAGGGAGGAGCGUAAAAAGAAGAAAGUUGGUCAGGUGUGGUACCUGAUCUCCAUGCAGUGGUGGAACACCUGGAUAGCUUAUACCUCAUACAAGCCAAUAGAAGAGAAUGGAGCUGUUCCCGCCAUAGAGCUUGCAUCUCGACGGGAUUCCCAGGAUAUGAAGACAACCAGCCUUCUUUCCACAUGCAAGAAUCCUACCAGUUGUCUUGGCUGGGAUAAUGACACUGUUACCAUGAUUAACGUGAAUAAAAACAAUCUUUUACGAGAAACUCCGCUAGUUGGUGACUCGAGGGAAGUCGCAAAUCAUUAUAGCAGUAAUACGUUUCCAAGGACAUCACAUUCCGCCACUAACAGUCCGAGAAAGUAUCGACUCUCUCCAGAGGUGGAUAGUGUUACGCGGAGUCCCAGUGCGUCUCCAAAGUUGAAGAAGCGAACAUUGAUACCAGCGAAGCCUGGACAGAUUGAUAAUACACCACUUGUUGUGCCAAGUCCUUAUAAAGUGAUAACAUUAACCAAUGAGGGAGGUCGAUUGAAGCGUGACGUGAUGAUGGUGGAUGGGAAGGACUUCAAGUUUGUACCUGAGCCUAUAUGGAAAGCCCUGUCCACGUGGUACGGGGGCUCGCCCGCACUUCCAAGAACUGUGAUACCUAGUCAUGCGGGUGAGCUGAACCCGGAGGUGGAGCUCUACCCUGUCUCUGUGCGACUGUACCGACACCAGGCACCUGUCCAGCGGCCAGUACAGGCCACAUCCUUCACCAGUAUGGUCACUGGUAUUGGCGGCAUGGCAAUCAACACCAUGAGCAGUUUCACCAACCACACCCAGCAGCCUCGACGGUUCCUGGCAUUCACGGCGUGCUACAGUCGCUGCCACACCAUACAACAAGUGUAUGACUUUCUGUGCAAUAAACUACGCUUCACGCGAGAAGAUAUGAGAUUGUGGAAAAUUAACCUCAAGGAUGAGAACCAGAUUAUAAUGCUGGACGACGACAGCCUCACUGUGGAGCAGGCCGGUAUUGAAGAAUCACAUCAACUCCUCAUUGAAGUACGAAACAAGGAUUUAACAUGGCCUGAAGAAAUGUCUCAGCUUGCAAAGAACAAAAACCUCAAAAAGGAUCAAGUGCCAACCGAGCCUGGAGCCACUGGUCUGAACAACCUCGGGAACACAUGCUUCAUGAACGCUGCCGUGCAGUGUGUCUCCAACACUGAACCCCUCACUCAAUAUUUCACCAAGGGACUGCACCUAUACGAGAUUAAUAGAACAAAUCCUCUUGGCAUGAAGGGCCACAUUGCCCAGAGAUACGGCGAUCUAGUCAAGGAUAUCUGGAGCGGCACCACAAAGACCACCGCCCCCCUCAAACUCAGGUGGACCAUAGGGAAGUAUGCCCCGCGGUUCAACGGUUUCCAGCAGCAUGAUUCCCAGGAGUUGCUCAGCUUCCUGCUGGACGGUCUGCAUGAGGACCUGAAUAGGGUACAUGACAAACCAUAUGUGGAGCUCAAGGACUCGGAUGGCAGGCCGGAUGAAACUGUCGCUCAAGAGGCGUGGGAGAACCACCUGUUACGUAACCAGUCUGUGAUAGUGGACUUAUUCCACGGCCAGCUCAAGUCCCAGGUACGCUGCCAGGCGUGCGGACACGUCAGCGUACGAUUCGACCCCUUCAACUACCUCUCUCUCCCACUCCCCAUGGAGAGCUGCAUACACAUUGAGAUUAUUGUGUUGAGACUGGAUGGUUCAGUGCCAGUGAAAUAUGGACUGCGACUGAACAUGGAUGAGAAAUAUAAGGCCUUGAAGAGAGAGCUCAGUUCUCUGGCCAGUAUACCUACGGGACAGAUUCUACUGGUGGAGAUUGUUGGCCCUGUUGUCAAGACUCUACCCCAUGACAACCACAAGAUCCGUAACCAGGGUGUCGGGGGUACACUGUACGCGUACGAGCUUCCCCCCAUGGAGGAUGUGGAGCCCCUCACCGCCGAGGAAGAGGCCAACCCUCAAGUUGAAACAAGGUCCCCGGGGGGUGAGAGCAGAUCCACCCCCUCAGGGGAGGGGAAGUCAAGUAUAGGCCUCAGUGAGAUACAGCGUGGGGUCACUUCUAAGAGGCCAAGCGCCAACGGUCACAUAUCUCACUUAAAGACAACACCCGGAAUGGGUUCAUUAAACGGAUCACCAGCCAGCACCCCUACCCACUCCCGCAACAACAGCAGUGCCAGCCUCAACACCAACAGCAGUGUUGGGCUCGAUUCCCAAUCCACCCCGCACAAGUCUGUUGGAGAUGUAUUCAAUGGAUUUGUAAUAGCAGUACACAGAAAAAUGACGCUGAUGGACCUGUACUUCCAAUCCUCUCAGAAGACCCGACCUAGCCUGUUUGGAACGCCCAUUAUUCUGCCAUGUGAUGAGAAAUCAACCAAUCAGGACCUGUACGCUUUCAUCUGGCGACAGGUGGCUCGUAUCGUCAGCCCACUGCCCCCGUCGGAGGCAAAACUGUCUAACCAUGCGCUUGACUGUGAUGAUAGCCUGGGUUAUGAGUACCCGUUCACCUUGAAGGUGGUGCAGAAGGAUGGCUUCACUUGUGCCUGGUGUCCUUGGUACAGGUUUUGUCGAGGCUGCAGUUUGGAGUGUAACACGGAGACUUUCAAUUUUGGUAGUUCCUUCAUUGCAAUAGACUGGGAGCCUACAGCCCUGCACUUGCGAUACCAGACCACAUGUGAACGGUUCUUUGAAGAGCACAAAAGCGUGUCCGAGAGCCGCGCACGUCAGAGCCAGCCAAUUGACCUGGAUACGUGCCUGCGAGCGUUCACCAAGGAGGAAGAUUUGGGAGAGGAUGAGCUUUAUUACUGCUCCAAGUGCAAGAAACACUGUCUAGCUUCCAAGAAACUUGACAUCUGGAGGUUACCACCUAUACUGAUUGUAAAUCUAAAGAGGUUUCAAUUCUUGAAUGGGAGAUGGGUGAAAUCUCACAAAAUAGUGAACUUCCCGUUAACGGACUUUGACCCAUCAUGUUACCUUGUUCCUCGGAAACAUUCCUUAUGCAACUGUGGUCGUCUUGGCAAUGAGACGAUGCCUGGUCACCAUGGUGAUGGCCCUGAGAAUACCAAGGUGACAGAUACUGAGGAGAAGGUCGUUCCCAAUGGCAACUGUGAUAAAGAAAGCCCAGAAUCGGUUUCCCCAGCACGUCGAAAAGAAGAUGGUGAAAAUGUAGAAAACGACAGCACCACUAAUGAAAACAGCUCCACCACAAACAAUAUAGGUCCUUCCAGUGAAAAUGGCUUGAGCACAGAGGACUCCAUGGCAUCAACCUGUCCACUGUCCGAGUGUGAGACGACGUCUCUAGAUUGCCUCUGCAAUAAUAACGCCACUGGUAGAGAACAGGAUGAUGAAAAAGACUCCAAAUAUGAUCUCUUUGCAAUGUCUUGUCAUACAGGUAUACUGGGAGGUGGUCACUACGUGGCGUUUGCUAAGAACCCCAACAGCAAGUGGUACUGCUACAACGACAGCAGUUGUAAGGAAGUUAAAGAGAGCCAGAUGGAUACAAACGCUGCCUACAUCCUGUUUUAUAAACGCCGUGACCUUGACCCCAAAUCUUUCAUGCCAGAGGUCGAAGGAAAGAGUCCUGAUACACAAGAAAUUGACGAUGAGUUUGAAUCAGACUUUAAACGCCUUUGUGUUAUACAAUAAUGGCUAGGUGAUAAAGUGGUUAUCAUGCUGGAUAUAGGAAACUAUUAUGCAUAUUCAUCCAUAUAUACCUUCAGUCAAAUUAGUGUGAUACUCUUGUAAAGUGUACUGUUUUAAUGCUGUUGUUGUUAACAUAUGAAUCUUUUACGUUGUUUGUAUUUAGAUCACUGUUGUUGUUGCUGUUGUUGGUAUAAGAUAUUGUUUAUUUCCUCAGAGGUCAAAAUAACAUUAGGUUUUGUAUUAAGAGUAAUUGCUGCAUUUCAUUAGGCCAUCCAUUAAACAAAUAUUUUCUGCGGCAAAACUGACUCACAGAAAUUAAUAUGACACGAAGGUUUGUUUCAUCCUUGGGUUUAUCAUUUGCUGUGGUUUAGUUUAGUGUUAAAGAGACUUGUUAUCGUUUUAUAGGACCAGGCCCCUGUAUCAUAAAAAUACUCAAGUAAAAUCACAAUCUCAAUUGAAUUUGCCAACUAAAGGUAUAGUAUGAUUCAUAAUCUUAUCGGUACAAGUUUUCACUUUUUUAAAACAUAUUUUUCCAUUGAAUUUGUUGAUAAAAAGAUUUUGACAAUAUUUCAAAGAAAACUAAUUCAAGAGCAAAACAUAUACUUGAAUACUUCUUAAAGCUGCACUCUCACAGAUUUACCAUUUUUACAACUUUUUAAUUUCUUGUCUUGAAUAGAGCAUUUUUUUGCAUAAAUAUCUGCAAACCAAUGAUAUAAG
Messenger RNA from Mya arenaria, 5639 nucleotides. RefSeq names its product ubiquitin carboxyl-terminal hydrolase 32-like. Gene Ontology annotation, molecular function: cysteine-type deubiquitinase activity; calcium ion binding. Gene Ontology annotation, cellular component: Golgi apparatus. The record is from RefSeq and is a predicted model, not a curated record. NCBI's taxonomy places the organism in Eukaryota, Metazoa, Mollusca, Bivalvia, Myida, Myidae. The coding region runs from base 99 to 4925 and encodes 1608 amino acids. Gene Ontology annotation, biological process: protein deubiquitination. The transcript is spliced from 33 exons.